Messenger RNA from Microthlaspi erraticum, 1080 nucleotides. The record is from the annotation of a GenBank genome assembly. NCBI's taxonomy places the organism in Eukaryota, Viridiplantae, Streptophyta, Magnoliopsida, Brassicales, Brassicaceae.
AUGAUGGAGAUAUCCAAUCUUCCAGGGGAUUUGUUGGAGGAGAUUUUCUCUAGGGUUCCGUUGGAAUCUAUGAAAGAAGUACGAUUGACUUGCAAAACGUGGAACACUUUAACCAAAGGUCGGUACUUUCCAAAGAAGCUCCUUGCUCAAGCAAAAGCAGCAAGGGAGUUUAUGGCGGUCAUGGUGUUAGAUUCUAAGGUUUGUUUAAUGAGCAUCAAUCUCCAUAAGGAAGAAGACGUUGAAUCAUCUAUAAAGUGUAAAGGCAAACUUAUGAAACGAAUCGACGUGUCUCAUACGUAUCAUUGCGGAGGUUUAUUGCUAUGCAUCCCAAGAGGCUCGAAUCCGCCUGUGGUUUUGAAUCCGUAUUUGGGGAAAACUCGAUGGAUUUUUACGAUAAAUUUUCGUACCUCGUACGCUAUUGGAUACGAGACGAGAAAUUCGUACCGCAGCUACAAAAUUCUGAGUUUUGUAAGUAAUUAUGGUCUUUAUGGUAAACUUGUUAAGCACGAAAUCUAUGAUUUAGAUUCAUGGCGUCCAUGGAGGGCUCUUGAUGUCAGUUCCGAAUGGGAACCAGACUUUUGUAGAGGUGGUGUCUCUGUUAAAGGAAAUACUUAUUGGUAUGCUCAUCCAAAAGGAGAGAUGGGUGAAUCUUUGAUCUGUUUUGAUUUUACAAGAGAGAUAUUUAUACCUAAUCUGCCUCUGCCUUGCCACUCUAAUGAUCAUGGGCGUUAUAUUGUGCGCCUCUCUAGUGUUGGAGAAGAGAAACUCGCCGUGUUAUUUCAGCGCACGGAUAUAUCAAGGAUGGAGAUAUGGAUUACUGAUAAGACUGAGCCCAAUGAUGUUUCUUGGAGGAUGUUGUUCGUUUCAGUGAACACGGCACCACUCAAUCGUGUUCAGUCUGAACUUAGAGAUGGGGGUUUCUUGGUCGACGAGGAAGAGAAAGCUGCAGUGUUUUUUUAUAGAGAUACAAGUCGCAACAAAGCUUGCAUCAUUGGAGAGGAUGAAUACUUGAGAGAAGUUGAUCGCUGGGAAUCUACAGAAAAAUAUUUCGAUUUGGGGUCUCUUAUGUUCCAAGUUUAG